CCUCCCCUUCAGUCUUGCACAGUUGUACCGGCUCCUCCCCUUCAGUCUUGCACAAGUGUACCGGCUCCUCCCCUUCAGUCUUGCACAGGUGUACAGGCUCCUCCCCUUCAGUCUUGCACAGGUAUAGUGGCUCCUCCCCUUCAGUCUUGCACAGUUGUACCGGCUCCUCCCCUUCAGUCUUGCACAAGUGUACCGGCUCCUCCCCUUCAGUCUUGCACAAGUGUACCGGCUCCUCCCCUUCAGUCUUGCACAGGUGUACCG
Molecule: messenger RNA, 261 nt
Organism: Staurois parvus
Lineage: Eukaryota; Metazoa; Chordata; Amphibia; Anura; Ranidae
Source: the annotation of a GenBank genome assembly